Messenger RNA from Blumeria graminis f. sp. triticale, 3075 nucleotides. The record is from the annotation of a GenBank genome assembly. NCBI's taxonomy places the organism in Eukaryota, Fungi, Ascomycota, Leotiomycetes, Helotiales, Erysiphaceae.
AUGACCAAUCGACUAUGGACUGUAGAGCUUCAGAAUGCUCGUAGUAUUGCAGAGCAAAUAAUCAUUCUUCAAAGUCUGAAGACUAACAUAAUAGGACACCCAAUUAAAAAAGAAUCUAUUGUAGUUCAAGGAGCUUUACAUCCUAUAUCACAAAUCGUAUUAAAUCAAUCGCACACGAAGCAGGAGACCAACCUUUCCAAUAAUAGUCCAGUCGUAGUAAUACUCGAUGAGUGUGAAACUUGUAGACUCCAGGGGUUACAGAUAAUAGCAAGCAUCGCUUUUGAGGGACCACGCUUCCUUAGCUUCCUACAAUCUGCAAAUGUCUUUCCAGCGAUUCUUUCGAAUAUUUGCCCAAUCAAAAAUACACCUCAACUCGUUUUAGCCUCUCUGAGAGCCCUAUCUAAUCUUGUAGACUCUAUUGUGCUCUCAUCAGAUCCAAAGGCCCUGAACACCAGUACCGUUGCGGAAGGACUCUUCUCUAGACAGCAUCUUGCAUCCCUAUGUCAAAUUUUAUCACAAACCUCGUCCUCAGCUCUUAUUGCAACACAGAUAUCAAUUACAGCAUCCUUAAUUAGUCGUAUAUGCUGCGAAGACCGUCAUCAGCAGAACCUUGCCAACUCUGGAAUACUCAAUGCUUUAGCAACGAAAUUUGCCAGCUAUAUCAUUAGCGCAGAGCUUAUUCCUUCAGAAAUAGGCUACAUAUCUCCACAAGGGAAUGUCAAAGAAAAAAUUCAGGAGACUAAGUCUCUUAAGAUCGACCUAGCUGGCAUUUUAGAAGCAAUUUAUGUCAUCAUUUCACACUCCAAAUUAAGAUCCUCGCAGUUCAUCUAUUCACCCUCCAUUCUUGCUUUAUUUCCUAUACCCCAAUUGAGCGAUCCAUUCGAAAUGUCUAAGGAGUCAUUACCUUGCAAUACAUCUAGUACGUCUGGGCUCAAAACUCGACCAGGACCAGCAAGCAGGAUAGACUGUCUACUUCCUUUAAUGCCAUAUCACCAGCCUAAAUCCUCGAGUCCAAGUACAUCCGCAUAUCCUCAUUUUAGCGGCAUUAGAUGCUAUGAUGAUUUGAGCCAAAACGGGCGAACCACUGCCAAUAAAUCAAAGUCCUCUUCACUCCAUACUUGGGGAGAUAAAGAAAUUAAUCCAGCCACACACACUGCGAUAUCUAGUAGAUUUGAAGAAUAUGAGAGCCCCAUAAUCCCCUUCCUUAUAAUGAUGAUCAGAAUGAGGUCCCACCUUGAGCGACUAAUGUCGUCAGCGAUAUUAGCUGUCUUGCAUCGAGUCGGUUUAACUCACACAAAAAGAGAGAUAGACAUAGGUUUAACAAUUGUGCCUGUGCUUGCGCAAAUGAUGGGGGAGUCUCCCAUUGUCAACACUGAAAAGGAGUCCUUAGAGUCGGUAGAACUUACGAAAGUUGAUAGGGUUAUUAAAGAGACAUCACCUUCUGUAUUGGCAAUGUUUAUUACAGAUAGCGAACAUCUCCAAAAAUCUGCUUUCGAUGCAGGUGUUAUUGCUAAGUUUUCAAGUUUAUUGAGGUCUUCAUACGAACCAGUUUCUAAGUCAAAUAUUUUUCUUACUUGGUAUCCCCAUGCUAGCGAGGAUAAUGAAGAUGAUGAAUUCAAAGCCAACCGACUCAGGAGCGAAAUUCAAUGUCCGCUUUUAGCUCACAAAAUCAAAGUCAGGGAAAGCACCCUAAGGGCUAUAGCGGCUUUGGUACCAUUUAAGGACGAAUAUCGAAAAAGUGUAGUCGAUCAAGGCUUAAUGCCAUAUAUAGUUGAAUCUAUGUCUCCUAGCGCCGGCAAUCCCUCACAAAGCUUUAAUGGGAAAGUAGAUAAGAUUGAAAAAGAGACAAAUGAUAAAACAAUUGACGAUUGCUAUGGCAAAAAUCCAGUAAAAGUUUUAAUCGCAGCCUGCGGAACAGUUCGUGCACUUUCUCGCUCUGUAAGUGUGUUACGCACAACUCUAAUAGAUAAUGGGGUAGCUGAACCUGUAUUUCGACUCUUGCAACACCCUGAUAUUGAGGUUCAAAUUGCUGCUACGGCAACUGUCAUAAAUCUGCUAACUGAUGUCAGCCCCAUGCGCGAAACUAUCAGGAAAGCUGGUGUCCUUCAGAUUCUAUGCAAACAUGCAAAAUCUAUUGAUCCUAGACUUCGACUAAAUGCUGUUUGGGCAUUAAAACAUUUCGUACAAGGUGUAAAUAAUGAUAUGAAGAGACAAUGUUUCGAAGAGCUCGGGCAAGCAUGGCUCGUACAUCUUAUAUGCGAUGAUAUCGAAGAUAUGGCCCUUCACUCUUCGAAAUCAAAAUCAGAGAAAACAAGUACUUCUAUAGAUAGCAUGGACGAAGAUACAGAUAUGGGUCAGUUUGAAGAGCAAAUAGAUACGGCUUUUGGGACCUCAGAUUGCCAAUCAAGUAUUGAAUCGCCUAGCUUGGAUCAUAGCAGACUAAGUCAAUUGGCAGAACGUAGAAUUAUGGCCCUACGAGACACAGAGCUAGACCCAAGCCGCAGGGCGCGCAGAGACGACGUUGCGGUACAAGAACAGGGGCUCGACUUUAUACGAAACAUGAUUGGUGGUGUAGGGCAUACAGGUACUGAAACUACAGAGAUGAUCGACUUCCUCUUUGAUGCAUUAGGUCAAGAUCGUAUGUUUGAGAUACUAUCCUCGAAACUUAGACCUAGAGCAGUCAAUCCCUACAGCAGAAAAGCAUCGGGGCUAAGAGAGUCAAAGGUUAUACCACCACAGCCAGAAAUCAUUAUUGCAGUUGGAUACAUCUUGGUUCAUAUGGCAGCUAGUAUACCAAGACAUCGACAACUUGUUAUUUCUCAAAGUGAGCUAUUGAAACUACUUGUGCCUCAAUUCAAUCAUUCAACUAUUGAGGUUCGCCUGGUCCUCUGCUGCCUCGUGACUAACUUAACUUGGGUGGAUGAUGAAGCAGACGAACAUUUUUGUGCUCAACGAGCAAGUGAAUUGAUAAAAUUAGGAUUUUUAAACAAAUUAGAAAUGUUGGAGAAUGAUGUAGAAUUAAGUGUGCGGGAGCGCGCAAAGACAGCCAUAUGGCAAAUGAAACAAUCCUGUUAA